UACUAUAGACGCUAUCAAUUGCCUCCUAUCCAACCACAUGGAAAGACUUAGCACUCGCUCUAAUCACUGGAAUCUAACCGGAUGGGCUUAGCUUAGGCCUCCAUGGCCCUCACACUGUAUGGUAUGGCUGUAACCCGGGCGCUUAUCUUGUGAAUGGCCAUACUUUCUAUUUUAAUUAAAUACUCAUAAACGGCUUUUGCCCUUUCUCCCGCCGGCUUGAAAGGGACCCUGGAGAAGAAUAAAUGGCUGAGUGGAAACUUACCACUAAAAUAUAUAUAUUAUUUUUUUGCAUUAAGGGGAGGCCAAGGCCAAGACAAAGAAAGCGUUACAGGGAGUACAUGGAAGAGUAAGGAGAGUGAGAGGGAGCUACAAUCUGUCGAGGCAAAGUUACCCCCAUCAUAUCAUCAGUAAUGAUCGUAGACAGACCUGGUGGCGGGUUUGCAAGCUCAUGAACACCGCAGGGAUAGACGAGACUGUGCUUCGAGAGCCAGUCUGCGACUCUUUUCCCUUCCCGGUAAACAUGAGUAAUGCUCACCAGCCACUCUUGGCUCAACUUCCUGCGAAUAACCGAGAGGAGCGUCGCAUGGGGAUGCAUCGGAUCAAUUCUAGAGCUAAUCAGCUGAGUGGCAAGCUCCGAGUCCGUCACGACCCAAAGUGCCCUACAACCUGACUUCCAAACUAUGUCCAACCCAUAAUGAAAAAAUUGCCCCCCACCGGUGCGUCUCCUCUCUCUCCCCCUCUAGUGCCGCCGGAUUUUGAGCUUCUUGUCUUUUUCUGGCCCAAAAUUAAACCCAAAUUUUAGCUCAAUUGAAACUUUUGUAUCUUUAGAAUCACACUAAACUAGUUUUGGUUCAAUUUUUUGAAAUUUUAGAACUAUAUUUCAUCGAUAAACACUAAGGUGGUCUUACAUCUCCACCUAGGAGAAGGAAAUGGGCCACAUGCCCAUUGUUGUGCAUUAAUUGUUUGGCUCCUUCCGUUGCAUUUAAUUAGACUCAAUUGCACAUUUUCUUAUCACUAUAUUUCAUUGAUAAACACUAUGUUUGGCAACAAGGGGUGCAAAUUCGAGGGUGGUGCAAGUUGAGAGGUAAAUUGCAGGAAGGUGCAAAUUAUUGGGGUGUAAGUGGAGAGAUAAAUUGUUGUUUGUAAGAAAAAGUAGGGGGUGCAAAUAGAGUAAAAAGUAAGUAUUUUA
Linum trigynum is the source of this 1189-nucleotide messenger RNA. The record is from the annotation of a GenBank genome assembly. NCBI's taxonomy places the organism in Eukaryota, Viridiplantae, Streptophyta, Magnoliopsida, Malpighiales, Linaceae.